AUGGCCAAGGAAAACUCCAACCCUCUCAAGCACUACCUUAAGCUCCUCGACGAGCUCCGCAAGCCCAAGCCAGCUAACGACUCCAAAGAGUCCUCGUUCAAGGAGCGAGUCAGUUCAUUCAGUCUGAAAAUAACGCCCUCAAAGGCGGACGAGCACUCAGGCUAUGGCUUGAAGCGGGUGCCAACUCCUUAUCCGCUCAUGACGCGGAGUUGA
Molecule: messenger RNA, 213 nt
Organism: Aspergillus lentulus
Lineage: Eukaryota; Fungi; Ascomycota; Eurotiomycetes; Eurotiales; Aspergillaceae
Source: RefSeq, a predicted model, not a curated record